UUGACGCAUGUGCAAUCGACCUCUUUUCGCUAACGCCGUUCGUUUCCUUGCGUUGAGCUACAUUGUUCUUUAUCUUCAACUUAAUAAUCCUGGCAUAAUGGGCGAAGAAGUUGGUAAAAUCUUUGUUGGUGGUGUGGAGCGCUCAACACAGCCAGAUACGUUCCGGCAAUACUUUGAGAAGUAUGGAAAGCUGAGCGAUUUCAUCUUAAUGAUGGACAAAGAACGUGGUGUGAACAAGGGCUUUGGCUUUGUGACCUUUGCCGAUCCAAGCUGCGUAGAAGCCGUUGUAUCUACGAAAAACCACAGGCUGGAUGGAAAAGAGCUUGAUUGUAAACGUUGCAAAGCCAGAGGAACUGAGACCAGACAGGGUCCUGGAGAUCAGCAAAGGAAGAAGAAGAUCUUUGUUGGAGGUAUUUCACAACAAGCCACCAAAGAUGAUUUAUUUGAGGUGUUCAGCAACUUUGGAACAGUUGAAGAUGUCCACAUCAUGAUCGACAAUGAAACCUUGAAGCACAGAGGCUUCGGAUUUGUGACGUUCGAAAGUGAAGAAGACGUAGAGAAAUUGGUCCAAAUGCAACACGUGGAGCUGAAGGGGAAAUCGAUGGAGAUCAAGAAGGCCCAACCUAGGAACAAUCCAGGACAAGGUAGAAACUUUGGCGGUCAAGGUGGUGGUUUCCAACAACGUGGUGGCGGUGGCGGUAACUGGAACCAAGGAGGCGGGCCUGGAUACGGCGGUAGCAACAACUACGGGGGCGGCAACAACCAGUGGAACAUGGGCCAACCCAUGGGUCAAUUCGGUGGACCGCAAGGUGGUGGAUACCAGCAGCAAAGGGGUGGCGGCGGUGGUGGAUUCGGUGGUCCUCAACAGCAGCAAGGCUUCAACAAUGGUUACAGGCAACCCCAGCAGCAACAAGGAGGCUAUGGCCAGCAACAACCACAGCAGGCUUAUGGAGGAAAGCAUAGUGGGGGAGGUGAUAAUUAUGCAGACCAAAGAUCUCGCAAUGGUGCACCCAACUACGGUAACUACGGAGGAUACCAACAACCCCAGCAGGACCCAUACGGCCAACAACAACAGCAGCAGCAGCCUCAGCAACAGUAUCAAACCCAAGGAUCAAUGGGAAACUACGCUCAAGAAGCUUCAACAUAUGGACCCCAGAGAGGAAACUACAACCAACAAGGGUAUAACCAAGCAGGCCCACAGACACAGCAACAACCACCACAACAGAACUAUGGGCAGGUAGAGGGUGGACAAGACAUGUACGGUAGCAACAACUAUGGCAAGGGCAACAUGGGCAACCAGUUCCAUCCAUACAGUCGAUAAUCGUCUAACCUGAAAGCUCGUGGGGACAGUCCUCGCAAUCACAAAAUGUUUUCUAUGUUUAAUAUUAAAGGUUUGUUUGCACUGCUGAUAUUUUCAAGACCCUGCUUGUAAAUUUUUUCCCAUUAUUUGUAUCCAGUGCUAUCGUGUUGUUUGGGGAUGGGGGAUCAACUUUUCUUUUUUUGGCUUGCUUCCCUUUAAAGGUAAUCUCUGGCUAAUUUGUAGGUUUUUUGUGAAUUGUUAAAUAUUACUGCACAUUGUUAGGUGGUUGCUAUGUAUGGUGAAUUACAAUAUUUGACAUGUAAAUGAUUUGUAUCAAGAAAAUGACUAUACCUUACUCUGGUGCAGCUUUCCACAGUCGUAACACGUUCACAUUAAUUAAGUUUUGACACAUAAUUGCAAGAAAAAUAUUACUAUGCCUUGCUCGGUAGUUGCACAAAUUUUUAAGCUGCAAUAUUUCUACAAUCGACUUUAAUAGUAACACCUUCAAAUGAAUUGAAAUCAAGCAUUCCCUCUUGCUUAGAUAUAUUCAAGACAUGUCAAUUGGUGGAUUACUCUGUAUAUAUUUAUUUUGAAACCACUGGUUAUUGGGUGUCAACGCUAUUGGCUUUGAAAGUUGGAAAUAAUACCUUUGCAAAGAUUAUGUUGUGCUUAUGAGGGCUAGAGGAGUUCAUAUUGAGUCAUGGAUCAUAGUAGAAGUUGUUGAAGCACUUUUUAAUCCAAUUGUAAAAAUACAAGGAAUAAUAUUUCAUGUUAAUACAUGCUAUAGAUUGCGUUUUUUUUCUUGGGGCAUAUGUUUGCAUGCUGUGCUUGAUACCUACACACUCAAGAGACUGAUGAUUAUGGCUAUUCAUUAACUUUAUCACUUGUUUAGUUGAAUUUCAUUAAUCACGUAUGACUGCAACAGUCGAGUCACCCUUGAGUGUGAGAACAUUUUUGAUGUAAGUACUGUAUUCUGCCUACAUAUUUUCAAUCAGCUAGAAUCUCAGGGCUAUUAUAUCAUAUACAAGUUUUGGAUUUCUGUCAAUAAGAAUUCAGUGAGGCAUUUUUUUCCUUAGAACAGAACAAUGCCUUCAUCAUAUAUUUCAUGGAUUUGUACGAAAUUAAUUUUUCAAUGUAAAUUCAACAUAUUUUGAUCAUUUUU
Lytechinus variegatus (green sea urchin) is the source of this 2462-nucleotide messenger RNA. RefSeq names its product heterogeneous nuclear ribonucleoprotein A0-like. The record is from RefSeq and is a predicted model, not a curated record. The transcript has 12 exons. NCBI's taxonomy places the organism in Eukaryota, Metazoa, Echinodermata, Echinoidea, Temnopleuroida, Toxopneustidae. Gene Ontology annotation, molecular function: RNA binding. Gene Ontology annotation, cellular component: cytoplasm. Bases 8 to 1321 code for a protein of 437 amino acids.